CAAUGGGUAGAAGGGCUUGGAUCCAUCAUACAUAACUUUAGAGCUAACAAUGUCAGUCCAAUGACAUGUCUCAAGAAACACUGGAUGAAGCUGGCCUUUCUAACAAACACAAAUGGGAAAAUUCCAGUUCGGAGCAUUACCAGAACCUUUGCAUCAGGUAAAACAGAAAAAGUGAUCUUUCAGGCGCUUAAGGAAUUAGGUCUUCCCAGUGGAAAGAAUGAUGAAAUUGAGCCUGCAGCAUUUACUUAUGAGAAAUUUUAUGAGCUCACCCAAAAGAUAUGUCCCCGAACGGACAUAGAAGACCUCUUUAAGAAGAUCAAUGGAGACAAAACUGAUUAUUUAACGGUAGACCAAUUAGUGAGCUUUCUAAAUGAACAUCAACGAGAUCCUCGGCUCAAUGAAAUUUUAUUUCCCUUUUAUGACACAAAAAGAGCAAUGCAGAUAAUUGAAACUUAUGAGCCAGAUGAAGACUUGAAGAGUAAAGGUGUUAUAUCAAGUGAUGGGUUUUGCAGAUACUUGAUGUCAGAUGAAAAUGCCCCAGUUUUCCUAGACCGUUUGGAAUUAUAUCAAGAAAUGGACCAUCCUUUGGCUCAUUAUUUCAUCAGUUCCUCUCACAAUACCUAUUUAACAGGCAGGCAAUUUGGUGGCAAGUCUUCGGUGGAGAUGUACAGACAAGUGCUUUUGGCUGGAUGCAGGUGUGUUGAACUGGACUGUUGGGAUGGCAAAGGUGAAGAUCAGGAACCAAUAAUAACGCAUGGAAAAGCAAUGUGUACGGAUAUUCUGUUCAAG
Messenger RNA from Mesitornis unicolor (brown roatelo), 789 nucleotides. Its product is annotated as 1-phosphatidylinositol 4,5-bisphosphate phosphodiesterase beta-4-like. The record is from RefSeq and is a predicted model, not a curated record. The annotation marks the transcript as partial. NCBI's taxonomy places the organism in Eukaryota, Metazoa, Chordata, Aves, Mesitornithiformes, Mesitornithidae. The transcript has 8 exons. Gene Ontology annotation, molecular function: phosphatidylinositol-4,5-bisphosphate phospholipase C activity. Gene Ontology annotation, biological process: lipid metabolic process; phosphatidylinositol-mediated signaling.